Molecule: messenger RNA, 2090 nt
Organism: Ooceraea biroi (clonal raider ant)
Lineage: Eukaryota; Metazoa; Arthropoda; Insecta; Hymenoptera; Formicidae
Product: tetraspanin-33
Cellular component (GO): plasma membrane
Source: RefSeq, a predicted model, not a curated record
GCGACUUUUUUUUCGUCACGUUUUUCACGCUCCCGAUCACGCGCAGUAUCGUUCGCGACUCGCUUUUGAUAGCAGACCGUCUACGCGCGCGUGCCAGAGAGGACUCGCGAGAGAACCGCGCGUACGUGAUCGUGGCGACAGCUCCCUCGGCAAGCAUGGCGACGUUAAAGCUAGGCCUGGCGCCGAAAACCAUCAAAUAUUUGAUGUUCGCAUUCAAUUUGCUAUUCGUGAUUACAGGAAUAGUGCUGUUGUCAAUUGGCGUGGUCAUCCAUGGAGUGUAUCAUGAAUAUCAACAUUUCCUCGAUAAUAGUUUCUUCUCCGUACCGUCUCUUCUCGUAGCUUUGGGCUCUAUUAUCUUCAUUAUCGCCUUCUUCGGAUGUUGCGGAGCCAUUCGUGAAAGCUAUUGCAUGGUUGUAACGUUCUGCACACUACUAGCUGCCAUCCUUCUGCUGGAGGUCAUAGGCGGCACGAUGGGGUACGUGAUGAGGGCACGCGUUGCGACGGUCACCCAAAGCAAGAUGGUCGAAACGAUGUCCAAGUAUAACGACAGUCAAGAGAUCCAGUUUGUCUGGGACAAUUUGCAACGAGAUUUUAAAUGCUGCGGCACGGUGAACGCUACCGAUUGGAUAAACCAGCCGAAUCUGUCGGGCAUCCCAAUGUCGUGCUGCGACGACACGAUAGGUGCUGUCAACGCUACGCAAUGCACCCUAACGUCACCGAGCCUGCACGACGUGGGUUGCAUGGAUGCAUUUGCGCGUUUCGCCGAGAAGCACGCGAGUAAAAUAGCCGGUGUUGGACUGGGUCUUGGCGUGAUUCAGUUGACUGGGGUGAUGAUAAUAUCGGUCGGCACGACGAUUUACGCCGUUUACGAGAAUUUCUCGCAUUUUCUGGACCCGAGCUACUUCUCACCGGCAACGCUUUUGAUCGUAGUCGGAAUAUUAGUCUUCGUAAUCGCCUUUAUGGGAUGUUGCGGUGCACUCAGGGAAAGUACUUGCAUGGUCCUUGUGUUUGCAAUUCUGCUGUCGUUCGUGCUGGUCAUGGAGCUCGCCGCCGCCGUCGCGGCGUACGCCCUGCAGGACGGCAUCAAGAGCCUCCUAGCUGAGAAGAUCAACCUGACGAUGCAUCAAUACGAAAAGAACGACGAGGCCACGUUCGCGAUUGACUUUAUGCAAUCUAGAUUACGUUGCUGCGGAUAUAACAGCUAUCGCGAUUGGGACAAUAUAGAGUUCAACCGUACAGAUGCAGAUAUACCGGAGUCCUGCUGCGAAUUUAUACUAAACCCGAAGAUGUUUACUGAGGUUCCGGAGAUUUCGCUAUCGGACCGUUGUCAGGCUAAGUACGAGGAAGGCUGCAUUAGCCGGCUUUCCAUUAUUAUUCAUCGUAGCGCGCUUUACAUUGGCACCGGAGCGGUAGCGAUUGCCCUUAUCCAGCUAACGGGAAUUAUGUUCGCGUGUAUGCUGGGCCGAGCUAUUAGGCGUCAGAAGACAGAGAGGGAGAGACGUCGCUGGGAACUACGAGAAAAUCUUGUAAACGGUUACGAACCAUUGGGAAAGUCGGACCCGUUUACUACGUUUCCCAUAGUGUACAUGUCACAAGACCCGUUGAAAGGCGAGAAAUGUUAGCAUUUCGAUGUUAACAUAAGUUGAGUGAAUCUACUCAACGCAUCAAAUACGUUUUUUAUUCGUUUAUCGUUUUCCUGAGAAAAAUUACUAAAAACGUAAAACAUUUCGAGUAACAAUCCUAUAACAAUACGAAAAUAUUUACGAGAACGAAUAUUUAUUUGAUGUUUCUUUUGUGAAUUUCAAUCGGUUAUUACUGGAUAGCGUAUAGAGAGAAAAAAAAGAGUACUUACAAUACCAAAUAAUUGUGAUUUACGAUUCAUAGAUUUAUAUAUUUUCUUAGCCAUAUAUAUACACACACAUACACGUUAUAAAAUUCGAGUACCGUUCCUUUUAAAUAAUUUAUAUACCGAAAUAGACAUUGCGAUGGUUGAUUGAAAAUUUUAUAAUAGAUAAUACCUCAUUGAGAGAGAGUAUUUACUCUAGGUGAAGAGAGAAAUAUUCUUUUAAAUAUACAGACUGUUGUGUGAA